AUGUUGAUUGACUCGGCUCACGAGCGGUUGCUUCCUUGUUUCAACAGUGAAGACAGUGCUAUGGCGCAUGCAACUCGUUCACUGAGUAGUCACUCGCGUCGGUUUUAUCUGCUUUUCGUCCAGUUCAGCGGCAUCCAGCGGCUAUUUUUGCCGACAGGAACGUCGCCUGGGGCGCAUUGCGAGCUUGGACGUCGACUUUAUCAAGAGCGACCGUACAGUCAGUCAGGUCUAGGCAACUGUCACCGAAGAGUCUACAAUUCGCGUCGACUGUAUAUGAUUGCAACGGAACGCGCGAGCGUAGCAGGGCCCACAUCCCCAGGUGCAGGCAGUUCGAGCUCCAACCACGUGCCCGAGCACAACGCAGACACGGUGCCUACUGGCUCCUGGCGCCUGUUGGAGGCGCAGCGUGCCCUCCAGCUCGUGCGUGAAACCGCGAGACAGUCGAGCACCGCCUUGACAGGCAGGGCGUCUGUUGCGGCUCCUCUUCAGACGGCGGAUUUUGAACGGUCUAUCAUAAAACGUGUCGAAGAGCGGGCCAGCAUGCAUAUGGACGCUCGUGGGAACGACGCAAGCGCCUGGAACUACGAGACCAUCGUCAAGUCAGCGGCGCCUGCGGUUCGAUACGACCCAGAGCGGUUGCGCGAGAAGUAUGCUCGGCAGACGUUGCUUGUCCGCACAAGGCAGGCGCGAAUCGCGGCACCACUUUUCGUGUUCAUAGGUCGAGUGGUUCUAGACAUCCAGAUGGGAAAAGAGCAGGAGAGAAGAAAGAUUCGUGCUGCGGAAUUUUUGCAGAUUUUUUCAAACUUGGGACCUGCGUUCAUCAAGGCCGGACAAGCGCUGGCGUCCCGCCCCGAUCUCCUGCCUCCCGAAUAUCUCGAUGAGAUGCAAAAGUUGCAAGAUCGCCUGCCACCUUUCAAGAAUGAGGAUGCAUAUCGAAUCAUAGAGGAAGAGUUGCAGGCACCUGUUCAUGAGAUAUUUUCUCGAAUCGAACCUGAACCGGUUGCUGCGGCAUCCAUAGGACAGGUGUACAAGGCAUAUCUACGAGAUGGAAAGGAUACGCCGGUUGCGGUGAAAGUCCAGAGACCGGAUUGUGAGAAAAUCAUAUCGCUGGAUAUCUACAUUCUCCGCGAAUUGAGCGGCAUCCUAAGUCGUAUGCUGACAUUCCUGCGGCGAGAUAUCAAUCUCGUCUCCAUCAUCGACGAACUGGGCAAGUUGAUUUUCGAAGAGAUCGAUUACCUGAACGAAGCACGGAAUGCGGAACGUUUCCGGGAAUUAUACGGCUCGCUCCCGGAUGUUGUCGUGCCCAAGAUCUACUGGCAGUACACCCGUCGCCGCGUCGUAACCCUGUCUUGGGUGGACGGAGUUCGCCUGAACUCGCCCUGUUUGAGCGACGCCCAAGCGCAGAAACUCGUAGAGAUCAUGGUUCAGUGUUCUCUGCGCCAGAUGCUUGAGAACGGUUUCUUUCACGCCGAUCCGCACGGGGGUAAUUUACUCGCCACGAGAGAUGGCAAGCUGUGCUGGCUUGACUUUGGCAUGGUCAGUGAAGUAGAACCAGCGCAACGCUAUGGCAUCAUUGAGGCCGUGAUGCAUAUGGUGAAUCGAGAUUUCGAAUCACUCGCCCGAUUGUACGUGAGAUUAGGCUUCAUUCCACCUGAUACUGAUCUUGCACCACUGGUAGCUGCCCUGAAUCGGGCUCUACCGGACGUACUGGAUGCCUCGGUAUCCGAAUUGAACUUCAAGUCGGUAAUCAACAAGCUUGGUUCAGUGAUGUACAAGUUUCCAUUCCGCCUUCCUCCGUAUUACACAGCAAUUAUUCGUUGCCUCGGCGUUUUGGAGGGACUCGCUAUCCAAGUCCGCCGAGAUUUCAAGAUCAUCAACAAUGCGUAUCCGUAUAUUGCAUCGCGAUUGCUGACGGAUCCCGCACCAGAGCUUCAGAACGCUCUGUCCGUGCUUCUUUUCAAGGACGGCCGUAUUCGAUGGAGUCGCCUCGAGAGCCUGCUGGAUUCAGCAUCGCUGACCUCUGAAUACGACUUCAGCGUUGUUGCAAGCCAACUUCUCGAAUUCAUCCUGAGUCCGCGCGGUGAUAUUAUCCGUCGACAUUUGGCCGAAGACCUGGUCAACGAGUUUGAUCAGCUUAUUUUAGACACCGUCAGCUACAACACGCAGUUACUGCAAGGCAAACGACCGGUACCGACCAAGUCGAUGAUAUAUUUUCAAAAGGCGCUUUCGCUGGCGCUUGCGAAUUCGGCUCUGGCACGCAGCAUUCGCGGUGUCUCAGAGACCCCGAGCAUCCAAUCGCUCCUCCUGCCCUAUGCAGUAGACAGUCGCAAAUUCCUUCCCAUUCUGCAAUUGAUUGGAUCCAAACGAGAGGGCAAGCGCUUGCUCAUGGACAUUGUCACGAAUCUGAUGGAACGCGCUACGCUGCGAGGCAUUCGAGCCAUCUUUGGGAUCGAACAAGACAGGGUUUCUGCGCCGCGCUAG
Cyanidioschyzon merolae strain 10D is the source of this 2481-nucleotide messenger RNA. RefSeq lists its product with no specific name. Lineage: Eukaryota; Rhodophyta; Bangiophyceae; Cyanidiales; Cyanidiaceae. Gene Ontology annotation, molecular function: ATP binding; protein kinase activity. The transcript has a single exon. Gene Ontology annotation, biological process: protein phosphorylation. The record is from RefSeq and is a predicted model, not a curated record. Bases 1 to 2481 code for a protein of 826 amino acids.